AUGGGCUUAUUUGAAAAGAAGGAAAAGUUUGAUGUGAACAAAGUUAAGAGCAAUUUGAAGAUGGCCAUCACUAGAAUUGGCUUGCUGAGAAACAAAAAAUCCAACUCUAUCAAACUCCAAAAACGACAAGUCGCAGAAUUAUUACAACAAGAAAAGGAUGAAUCUGCCAGAAUUAAAGUAGAAAAUAUUAUUAGAGAGGAUUAUGCUAUUGAAGCGCUCGAAAUAUUGGAAUUGUUUUGUGAUUUGGUCCAUACAAGAAUUCAAUUACUCGCAGAAUCCAAAUCAUGCCCUCAUGACAUGAAGGAGGCAGUCAGUACAUUAAUUUACGCUGCUCCGAGAACUGAAGUUAAAGAGCUAAUGGAAGUGAGAAAUCAGUUCUCAGCAAAGUGGGGAAAAGAUUUUGUGGAUUCUGCAAUGGAAAAUAAGGACCUAGCUGUAAAUCAACGUGUAAUGUUUAAACUGGAUGUGAAGGUACCAGAACCUUAUCUAUGUAUUGAUUAUUUGAGAGAAAUUGCAAAAGAAAAUGGCAUUGAAUGGGAUGACAGCAAUGUUGUGACAGAUGUAGACGUGCACAAUCAACAAAUACCACCAGCAAAUAUUAAUCCAGCUCUUCAAACCUUUUCAAUUCCGACAUCUGAACCAAUACAACACAACCAACCAUUCCAAACUCAACAAUUUCAUCAAGGACCACCUCCAGCAUACAGUCCUGGAUUGUACAAUGCAAAUUCACAACCUCAAUUUGCUCCAAACACAGAUCUGCGUCCAACGAAUCAAUCUGGCUACUCGGUUGAUUUCAAUCCUCAGCAACCAUCUAUGUUCGCAGAAGUACCACCCUUAGCACAUGGCACGUUUGGAAAUAAUUCAGGUGGAUUUGGACAAGAUCCCAACAGCUACGAUUUUGAUGAACUACAAAAGAGAUUUGAAGCAUUAAAGAAGAGAGAAUAA
Messenger RNA from Naegleria lovaniensis, 945 nucleotides. RefSeq lists its product as uncharacterized. Gene Ontology annotation, biological process: protein transport. The transcript is spliced from 3 exons. Bases 1 to 945 code for a protein of 314 amino acids. The record is from RefSeq and is a predicted model, not a curated record. Lineage: Eukaryota; Heterolobosea; Eutetramitea; Acrasida; Naegleriidae.